This is a messenger RNA of Trematosphaeria pertusa, 1152 nucleotides long. RefSeq lists its product as uncharacterized. Gene Ontology annotation, biological process: proteolysis. The record is from RefSeq and is a predicted model, not a curated record. The coding region runs from base 1 to 1152 and encodes 383 amino acids. Gene Ontology annotation, molecular function: metalloendopeptidase activity. Lineage: Eukaryota; Fungi; Ascomycota; Dothideomycetes; Pleosporales; Trematosphaeriaceae. The transcript is spliced from 4 exons.
AUGCGGUUCCAGCUGACAGUCCUCCCCGGCGCCUUCGCCGCCCUCGCAGCAGCUUGCGCCGUGCCCUUCAACGACGUACGCCUCCUCCACAACAAGACCCUUCUCCACGAGGCCAUCGAGCAGCACCGUCAAGCUCAAGCUCGACUACCCAACGGCCCACAAACAGGCUGGGCUCACGCCGUGCAGGCCGGCAACCCCUACCAGCCGUGGCCGGACGAUCUCGACGGCAUAGUGCGCGUGCGCUACUGCUACCGCAGCGCGAAGGUCGAAGCGGAUCUAAAGCCGUCCGUGGACAAGGGAUGGCGGCUUUGGCAAGACCGGCUCGGCGAGGCUGGAGCCGCGAGUGGGCACGCGCUCGAGUGGGUGCGGUAUUCGAAAGAUGGCCGCUUUCCGCCGUGUCGCGUUAACGAUGAACCAGUCGAUGCUUCCACCUGGAAUCCAGAGGUCCCGUUUGAGAUUGUGGAGGUUGCGUCGAUAGAAGAUGUGUUCUAUGAGGGGAGGGCGACGGUGGGGUAUCUGGCUCCGAAAUGGGAGAUGUCUGAUUCCUUGGCUGGAAGACAUAAUCUCUAUCUUAACACUAAGCUGUUGAGCUCGUGGGUUGGAGAGCAUGAGGAUUAUGCUGUGGCAACUGCUGCGCAUGAGAUGGGUCAUAUUUUUGGCUUGUGGCACGAACAUCAGCGAAGAGAUCGCGACAAGUACAUCUACUUCGAAUGCGCCAACCUGCCCGGAUACGACGAAGUCCGCAAAAAAGUCGAAGCAGAAGGAAAAUACUCCAUGAACACCAUCUGCACCGACGCCACCCUGGGCUUCGACUACGACUUCCCGGCCUACGAAUUCUCCACGCACCGCAGGGGCUAUCUCGACCCGGAGUUAACAUGGUAUCCCAACCGCGUACGCAACUCCAAAGGCUACGAUCUCGAGUCUAUCAUGCACUACAGUAGCAUCGCACCGGGCUCCGGGGAUGAUGUUAAUGCCGCGGUGCUGACCGCGUGGGUUAAGGAUGGGCCGGAUGUGGGUAGGGGCAGGAUUAUAAAAAGGAACACGAGGAUUUCGGAGCUGGAUCGGAGGGCGAUUCAGAUGAUUUAUCCUUGGAGGGAUGGGCCGUUGCCGAGCGAACUGCCGGCUCCGGAAUGUGAGGAAGUGUAUUGUUGA